This is a messenger RNA of Schistocerca piceifrons (Central American locust), 660 nucleotides long. RefSeq lists its product as uncharacterized. The coding region runs from base 247 to 564 and encodes 105 amino acids. NCBI's taxonomy places the organism in Eukaryota, Metazoa, Arthropoda, Insecta, Orthoptera, Acrididae. The transcript is spliced from 6 exons. The record is from RefSeq and is a predicted model, not a curated record.
UAGUAGUUCAUUGUCAUGCGGUUGUACGGUAUUCUAUUGCGUUUUCUGUGUAAUAUGUAAGUGAUUUGAUGGUGGAGACAGGAAAUCACGGAAAGACGCAUAUUGAGUGUGUGAGCUUGUGUUUCCGCAUAGCGAGCAGGAGGUGACUAGUGCUUAGACAAACAUAUUAGUGCACAUUACGUACGUGUUCUGUUCGGCAAUUAUGAAAAAUACCAGAUCGACGUGUGGUGGAUUAGGAGAGCACUCAUGGACUCCAAGGGAACUAGUUGGCUGAAAAAAGGGAAGAAUGAAGUAUAUGCUGAACCAGGCUCCUUGGUUCAGUUACGCACAUCCACCAUGAAAGUAAAAGAAGAAUUGGAUGAGCAAGUGAACCAACAGUUUCUUCAAGAUCCACCAAGGAUUGUAAUGCCUAGUCUUCGUAUAAAGCAAGACCUAGAACUGAAACGGGAUUUAGAUGGCAUUGAGCAUGAUGCGACCGACAUUGAACUGAGGAUGACAGUAUUUCCAAAAUGCAGUGCAACUGUGGCUGUGAUCUGCUAUGUGCUGCAGACAAAUAAGAAUUGAAUAUGGGAGUACACAGUAAGUGGACCAAACAUUGAAUGUAAGAUUACAGUUAUUGGAAGAACUGUCAUCAUCUGUUGGAGAUUACACAAGAUUUGG